This is a messenger RNA of Oppiella nova, 848 nucleotides long. The record is from the annotation of a GenBank genome assembly. NCBI's taxonomy places the organism in Eukaryota, Metazoa, Arthropoda, Arachnida, Sarcoptiformes, Oppiidae.
AGAUUUGAGUUGAAUUGGCGUUUCAUUUAUGAUUUCAUUUCAAUUGUAUUUUGUUUUUCAAAAGUCAAACCUCUAUUCAAAUGUCGUUUUGUAUGUAAUGAUGAAAGUAAUAGUGUUUUGUAUGAACUCAAGACUCGACACCACAAGACAGUCACUCAAUUGAUCCGUCGAUCGUCAUCUAAUCACCGGAAAUAAUGGCCGAAAAGAUUGACAUGUCUUUGGACGACAUCAUCAAAAGGGAUCGCAUCCGAGGCGGAGGCAGAGGUCGCGGCAGAGGAGGCGCCCGAAGGGGUGGCACCGGAGGAGGCGGUGGUGGCAGUGGUCUGCAGCAGAAGUCGAGGACUCAGUUCAAGCGCUCAUUCAGCGGACGAUUCAACUCGAGUGGUGGACAGCAACGGGGGAACAGGAGGUUCAGCGGUGGCGGCAGUAGACAGUCGGUUGGCGGCGGGGGUACCGGCGCGUGGCUGCAGCGUAAAGGGUCGGCCCUCACGUGUCGCCUACACGUGUCAAACCUGGCCUACACUGUGACCGAUGAGGACUUGUUUGAGUUGUUCGCCAGCUUCGGACCGCUCAAGAAGUCGACCGUUCAUUACGAUCAAUACGGGCGCUCCUUAGGCACGGCUGAGCUCUUGUUUGAGUUGAAGUUUGAUGCCAUCAAAGCAAUGGAUCAGUACAAUGGCGUUCCCCUCGACGGCCGUCCGAUGAGAAUACGAGUAAUUGGCGCUAAAAUGAAUGAAGAGAAUGAGAGCUCCGGUGGGUUUAGUAGAGGUCGUGGGGGCGGAGGGCGCGGCGGUGGAGCGCCACCACCCGCACCUCCGCCUCCGCCGGCUGUUUCUGAAUUGCAUUGA